Messenger RNA from Dromiciops gliroides (monito del monte), 10440 nucleotides. RefSeq names its product oligophrenin 1 (gene OPHN1). NCBI's taxonomy places the organism in Eukaryota, Metazoa, Chordata, Mammalia, Microbiotheria, Microbiotheriidae. Gene Ontology annotation, molecular function: GTPase activator activity; protein binding. Gene Ontology annotation, biological process: signal transduction. The transcript has 24 exons. The record is from RefSeq and is a predicted model, not a curated record. The coding region runs from base 136 to 2538 and encodes 800 amino acids. Gene Ontology annotation, cellular component: cytoplasm.
CCCCCAGUACGGUGCGGUGCGCGGGGGUGCGGCGCCCCAGCUGCUGAUGCGCGCGCCCUUCCUGGGCUCGCUGGCUCUCGCUGUGUUGGCCGUGAGUGCGUGGCCCUUCUCCGCGCCCCUCCGCGGCCCCGCAUCAUGGGGCACCCCCCGCUCGAGUUCAGCGACUGCUACCUGGACAGCCCCGAUUUCCGCGAGAGGCUCAAGUGCUACGAGCAGGAGCUGGAGCGCACCAACCGAUUCAUCAAGGACGUGAUCAAAGACGGCAGCUCCCUGAUCGGCGCGAUGAGAAGUUACUCUUCAGCUGUGCAGAAAUUUUCUCAGACCCUGCAAUCUUUCCAGUUUGACUUCACUGGGGACACCCUGACAGAUGAUGAGAUUAACAUCGCGGAAUCUUUUAAGGAAUUUGCUGAGCUCCUCAAUGAAGUUGAAAAUGAGAGGAUGAUGAUGGUACAAAAUGCUAGUGAUUUGUUGAUCAAACCACUGGAAAAUUUCCGUAAGGAGCAAAUUGGCCUCACCAAGGAACGGAAGAAAAAAUUUGAGAAGGACAGUGAGCGGUUUUAUUCUUUGCUGGAUCGCCACUUGCAUCUGUCUUCCAAGAAGAAAGAAUCCCAGCUCCAGGAGGCUGACUUGCAGUUGGACAGAGAGAGACACAAUUUCUUUGAGUCAUCUCUCGACUAUGUGUACCAGAUCCAGGAGGUUCAGGAGACCAAGAAGUUCAAUAUCGUGGAGCCCGUCUUGGCCUUUCUUCACAGUCUCUUCAUUUCCAACAAUCUGACAGUAGAACUAACACAGGAUUUCCUUCCUUACAAACAGCAGCUCCAGCUCAGUCUGCAGAAUACAAGAAAUCACUUUUCUAGUACCCGAGAAGAGAUGGAAGAACUCAAGAAGAGGAUGAAGGAGGCCCCCCAGAUGUGCAAGCUCCCAGGACAGCCAACCAUUGAGGGCUAUCUCUACACCCAAGAGAAAUGGGCUCUGGGAAUAUCAUGGGUGAAAUACUACUGUCAAUAUGAGAAGGAGACCAAGACAUUGACAAUGACUCCCAUGGAACAAAAACCAGGAGCCAAACAGGGGCCUGUGGAUUUAACCUUGAAGUACUGUGUUAGGAGGAAGACGGAAUCCAUCGACAAGAGAUUCUGCUUUGACAUUGAAACUAACGAAAGACCAGGGACUAUAACACUGCAGGCUCUGUCUGAAGCCAACAGGCGACUGUGGAUGGAAGCGAUGGAUGGAAAAGAACCAAUCUACCACAGCCCCAUAACGAAACAGGAAGAAAUGGAGCUGAAUGAUGUUGGGUUCAAAUUCGUAAGGAAGUGUACCAAUGCCGUGGAAGCCAAAGGCAUCACGACAGAGGGGGUUUACCGGACCGUGGGCAGCAACAUCCAGGUUCAGAAGCUCCUGAAUGCCUUUUUUGAUCCCAAAUGCCCAGGAGAUGUUGAUUUGCAGAACAGUGAUUGGGAUAUUAAGACAAUUACCAGCUCCUUGAAAUUCUACCUCAGGAAUCUUUCAGAACCUGUUAUGACAUAUAAGCUCCACAAAGAACUGGUCUCUGCCGCCAAGUCUGAAAACCUGGAUUACAGGCUGGGAGCCAUUCACGCUCUGGUCUAUAAGCUUCCCAACAAGAAUCGUGAUAUGCUGGAACUCCUAAUAAGACACCUGGUCAAUGUGUGUGAACACAGCCGAGAGAACCUGAUGUCUCCCUCGAACAUGGGAGUGAUAUUCGGACCCACUCUGAUGAGGGCUCAGGAGGAUACUGUGGCUGCCAUGAUGAACAUUAAAUUUCAGAAUAUUGUGGUAGAAAUCCUUAUCGAGCACUUUGACAAGAUCUAUUCAGGCCCACCAGAGGACAAUGCUGCACCCCCAGUGCCUCCGCCCAGGGUGACGGCAAGAAGACAUAAGCCCAUCACCAUUUCUAAGCGCCCACUUCGGGAAAGGACUGUUUUCUAUACUUCUUCAGUGGAAGAAAAUGAAGAUGAAACCCUUAAUGGCCCCCUUGCUGACAGCCCGGAAAGUCCCAAGCCACUGCCUCACCAGAAGCUGGCUGUUCAGAGGAGUGGGGAAGCUGAGCCUGGGAGAAGAUCCCCAAUCAGACCCAGUUCUGACAGCAGGUCGGAGCCGUGCCCAGAGGUAGACGUGGGCAAGCUGGUGUCCAGGCUGCAGGAUGGCCCCAAGCCCCCUGCCAAAGUGGCCAAUGGUCUGAUGAUGGGUCCUGGGCCAGCCAGGGCCCCCUCUCUUCAUGUGAAGAGGCCAGCUCCCAGGCCUCUGGCUCACAGCAGGGAGGGAGACUAUGACAGCUUCACUAAAGCACGCUCCCCAGGAGACAAACCAGCAAUAACUCGGCCUCCAGUUCGUCCCCCGGAUCCUCCUUGCCGGGCAAUCAUGCCCCAGAAGCCAGAACCGAAGCCAGAACCUGUGGCUGGAGGGGCCCCAGAAACAAUGGCCUCUGUGGUGGCUUGUCGAACCCGGUUCUUUGAAACGGCUUCUCGGAAGACAGGAAGCUCCUCUUCUCCACAAGGAAGACUCACUGGGGAUGAGAGUUGAGGCCCCAAGUUUUGAGGAAUCCCAGCCAGGCCCAGAUGACUCCAUGCUUCUGAAAGGGCCUCCUCUAAACUUGUGUGCUCAGGACCCUUGGGCUCAAAGGCAGCUCCCUGCUGGAACCUGGCUAUGGAGAGUCCAGGAAACAACUCUCUGGACACGUCUCAUUUUCCCUUUUGCGUCCUUUCCUCCCGGUCUCAGAGAAGCCCAGCGGAAAGAGAGCCCGCUAACUUCCCACACAGGCUGUGAACAUUUGGGCUCACAUGCCCAGGGGCAGGAAAGAUAGCCACCUCCUUCCAGUUAGACUGAGCCAGCGGAGGCAAAGUCGGGGUUGCCCAGGACUGGCCUUUUCUCUAACUUCAGAGUCCCUGGGAAUUCUACCUUCCAGGGCUGCCGAGUUCCGACCAUGUUGGAACGGAUGCCCCAACUCUCGGGCCUUUGUUACCCCAAUCCAUUCCUUUUCCCAAGCGAUGUUUGGGCGGUCACAUGUGUCUGGACAUCUGCUGCACAGAAGAAACCUUCUGCUGGGUGGUUUUCACAGGUCACCCAGAGCAUGGCUGAUAUCAAGAGGUCUAGCAAGAGGGGCCGCAUGCUCCCCGGGCUGGCGCGCUCGCGCGCUCUCUCUCUCUCUCUCCUCUACCAUCUUUCUUGCAGGCAUGUUUUGGAAACAAUUGCAAACAAAAACUCAAAACCCAUCAAGCAAACAUUCUGCUUUUGAAGCCUAGCUUUGUUUGAAGCAGUCUCAUUCUGUUUUCCUCUUGUCAGCUUCUUCCCAGAACAAAUGAGAGAACCGGAAUUCAAAAACAUUUCUAAGAGAAUUCCUUCCACCUAUCCCUCUUCUGGAGGGGCUGGCUUCUUGGGAUGGAUGGAUGGAUGGAUGGAUGGAUGGAUGGUUAAGGGAACAGGGGUGGAUACAAACACACUUGCAGCAACCACUUUCCAGUGUGCAAUGGAGGCUGCUGCUUCAGGCUCUCCCCUUCCAUCCCCAACACCUUUGUGCAUCCUCAUCCCAUUUGGCAGCAUGGUAACACCUAGGACCUCUUUGCAGAGUCACGUAUUUCCAUGCAGAGGUCUACAGAGGAAGCUCAUUCGUUGGGAAUCCAGUAAAUUAGCAAAAUAUUUUCUCAAAGCCCCAUGAGUUUCACCAACUCCAGGUUAAGAGCCCAAAACCCUACAAGAAAUCUCCCUUGAGACAAAAGAAACCCUCUUGUAAUAUGGAGAAUCUCCCUCCACCUAGCAGGGGGCCUUACAGUCUAUAGGCCUCAAAACAUAGCCAGCUUUCAAACUUCAAACAUUAGCUUUGCCCAGGGGUCCCAUAGAUUGAAUACUACAUGAAACCCUCCCAACUCAGCUAGUUUUGAUUGGGUACCUUCCUUACUAAUCUUUAACCUGCUCCCCCACCUCAUCUUGUUCAUACUAGCUUAGAGGAUUCCUAUGUAACUCACUCCAUUUUUUUUUACUCUGGCAUAACCUGCCCUGUGUGUGCAUGGCUUCUGGGCAUCAGCCCUUCUUUCUUAGCUGUUUGUGAAAUCCCUCCUCUGGGGAGAGGGCCUUUCUUUGGCUCAGCAAUCGGCAAAUGAAGGCAAAUGAACAUGGUGGGUUUGAGUUCUGGGGAGUAAACAUUUCCAUGCCCUGAAUCCCCUUAUUCCCCCAUCACCUCCCCAACCCAGGAAAGCUGCUGAGAAGAGCAGAGUAGACUCUGGUACUUUGGCCUACCUUGUUCUUGGGGUAAGGUGUCCAGUGGGCCCUGCCGACAUUGUCAAGGUCGGGGCUGGCCCUUUCUUUCUUGGGUUGGGGAGGUGAUGGGGGAAUAAGGGGAUGCAGGGCAUGGAAAUGUGGUCCAUCUGUGUACCUUGGUGCUGCAGAGCUGCUGACCCAGAAUUCCUGGGGUCUUUGUUGUCAUAACCAAGAAAACCUUCUCACCUCGGAUUAUUGGGGAGUUCAACAUGUAUGUGGUCCAAAUGUUCAAGGUCUUGAGAAUGCAGGUAGAUGGUGCAGUGAAUGGAACACUGGAACUAGAGUCAGGAAGACCCAAGUUCAAGUCCUGCUUCAGAAACUUAUUAGCUCUGUGGCCUUGAACAAGUCACUACACCUCUGUUUUGGAAGCCUCAGUUUCCUCAGCUAUAAAAUGAGGGAGUUGGAUUCUGUAGUCUCUAAGGUCCCUUCACGACACUUGAAGAAAUGUUUUCAACUCUGGGCCACAUCCAAGUUGAUUGAGCCACUCCAUUAUUUGGUAGGCAAUAGCCUAGUUGAAGCUGCUGGGAAAUCCCCCAAAUGAGGUCCAGUUAGGAGCUUAGAAUCUAGCCUAGGGAUCAGGGAGUAGAAUUGGAAGGAACUCUGGGGGCCAACUGGUCCAGCCCACAUGUGACUGGGACUCCUCUGAAGCAGUAGAGGAUUGCAGAAAGAGCCCUGGCCACUGGGAUCAGAGGAUCUGGCCUUAAAUUGUAUCUCUGAUACUACUUGUAUUAUCUUGGACAAGUCACUUGCCUGCCUGGGCCUCAGUUUUCUCCUCUGUACAGACUAAGUGGUCUCAGGGGACCCUGCCCACUCCAGUUCUGCAAUGCUAUGAUCCUUUGAUUCUCCAGGCUCUGGAGGGGAGAGUGGGAUUUACUAAAUCAAUAGCCAGUCCAUGCCUCUUUUGGACAGCUCCCACUGCAAGGCAUGCUGGCUAAGGAUCUGGUCCCAGAGUCAGGAAGAACUGGGUUCAGAUCCCGCCCUAGCUAUGUGACCCUGGCUAGGUCACUACAUUUCUCAGUGCCCCCGACAACUCUGUCCAACUCUCCAUUGCAGAGUAGGUGCUAUACACAUUGGUAGAAGGAGUUUCCUCUUCCAGGAGUUCCCUAUGCCAGCCCAGACACAGGUCCAGUCCCUGUCUGUCAUUGGUAGAGCCUUUUUCCAGGCAUUGGGCUAAAGUCUUCCCCCUCUGAAACUUGUGCCCUCUGCUUCUGGUUCUGUUGUUUGGGACUAUCUUUCACCUACUUGGAAGUCACAGAGUAUGUUCCAGCUAAAUCUUCUCUUCCCCAGGUUAAAUAGACUCAAUUCCUUCACUAACCUCUCAAUAGAACCUUUCCCAGUAUCCCCACUGAAGGUAGGUGUGUGUGUGUGUGUGUGUGUGUGUGUGUGUGUCCAUGAGGUCUGAUGGCCACCCACUGAGAUUCCUUAGAGGGGACUGUCAUACAUUAGAAGGGCCCACAGUCUGAGAGUCAAGAAACUUUGCUUUGGUGUGCAGUCCUGGGCAAGUCAUUUCCCCUCUUUAUAACUCAGUUUCCCCCUCUGGAAAGUGAAGCAGUUGGACUGGAUGACCUCUGAGGGGGUCUUCCAGUUCUUGAUCCCGACAUAAUGAAGCCCACCCACAUCCCUGCAGCAUUUUAAGGUUUACCAAGCAGUCGCCAAGAUAGAAUUUCUGGGCAGGCUCACCAAUGGGAAACGGGCCAGACGUUCUCUCUUCUAAAGAGCUUCAGAGGAGGGACAGGGUGACCCUCUAAGGAGGGGAAGGGGUCCCAGGUGAAGAGGUUUAACAGAGGAAGGGGAUGUGGGAGUGUCUGCUGGUGUCACAAAUCAACCAAGGGGCCUAGGCCAGCAAACCUGAGGCUACCUUUAACAGACAAUUAUACAAACGAAUCGGCUCAUCUCACCGCGGCAGGCCGCAUCCCCAAGUCCUGCCUCUUUGUGCCAGUAACCAACUCUCUCUUCAUGCCACCUCCCCAUCCCCACUCCUGCUCACAUGUGACAAGAAGGGCUAAAGGUGUGCAUUCUUCACAGCCCAGCCAUUCAAUGUGGGGCUAUGGGAUAUUCUGAAACUGGGUCACCCACUCCAUUCCACCCCAUCCCACCCUGCUGCUGCCUUCACUUUAACCAGAUAGAGCUCUUGCUUAAAGACUCGCAUAGCUCACUCUUGGAAAUGAAGCAUUUGCUUUUUGAGAAGCAAGUAGAAUGUAAGCUCCCUGAGGGUAGGGAUUAUCUGUUUUUAGGUUAUUUUUGUCUUUUUGUGUCCAUAGCGCCUAGCACUGUGGCUGAAUCGUAGUAGGUGCUUAAUAAAUGUUUGUUGAAUAGAAUGAAAGGAAAAUGUGUAUUUUGUUGGUAUUAUAGAACAUCCUUUCCUUAGUAUCUUUUUUUUGUUCCCAGAGAAAGAAUGGUUUGGGGCCCUGGAUGCUUAACACAGGGCAAAAGCCCGAGAUAUGCACACAGAUCAAGGGCCGUGGAAUAGUCGACCUCCACUCCUAUGGGGCUGAAUGGAGACAAGAGGUGACAGUGGUGUCAGGAUAGUGACAAGAUUGUUAUUGGUACAGGAGAAAGCGCUAAUCUGGAAUCAGACACCUGGGUUCAAAUCCUGCUUUGGAUGCUUCCCACCUGUGUAACCCUAUAUAAGUCACAGCUACCUUGGGUUUCAGAAAGAGGGGGUUGGAUUGGAUGACCAUGAGGUCUCUUCAGGGUCUAUAUUGAUUCUGUGUGUGACCUUCAACAUGUAUCUCUUCCUUGGGUCUCAGUUUCCUCCUCUGUAAAACAAAAGGAAUGGACUAGCUGGCCUCUGAGGACCUUUCUAGGUCUAGAGGUAGGCCCCUCCCUUGGCCUCUAUUUCCCUCUCUGAAAUAAGGAAAUCAAAGAGUAUAUGGAUGGCCUAUGAGGGCCCUUCCAUCUCCCAUGAUCCCUUGAACAUCAUGCCAAACCUGCACACAUAGGAAGAUACUAUUGACUAUUAAAGUAUCAUAGUAUAAUGGAGUAUCAGAAAGAACACCAGUUUUAAGAAUUGGAGAAGCCAAGUUCAAAUCCCAGUUUUGCCACUUCCUACCUAGGUGACCUUGCUGAAGUCCCUUCUUUUUUGGGGGGGGGCAAUAAGGGUUAAGUGACUUGACCAAGGUCACACAGCUAGUAAAUGUUAAGUGUCUGAGGCCAAGUUUGAACUCAAGUCCUCCUGAAUCCAGGGCUGGUGCUCUAUCCACUUCAGCACCACCUAGCUACCCCUGAAGUUCCUUCUUUCUGACCCUCACCUUUGCCCCUCUAGAAAACAUGAGUUGGCCUAGAUGAUUUUAAAAGCCUAUAAAUAUCAGAGAAUGAAGAUUCCAGAGAGAUAUUAGUGUGGAUGUAAAAAAAUAAGAAAAAGAAAAUGUGGAAUCCAUGAUUUCAUUAAAACUUACUGGUAGAGAAGGACAUCACCAAGGGUCAAAACUCCCGAUCUGUUUCUAGAAUGAAGCUGGAUCCCAUAGGGCAUUCUGGACUUUGUUUCUUGCAGGAAGGUAUACUUUUUCAUGAGUGUGCCAGCACAUGCUUAACAACUAGCUUUCUGCAAAAGGAAGGGGACAAUUCAUGAUCCAUUUCAGUUUCAUCUGCAUUAUUAACAUUUUCUCCAUCACUCUCUUAAAUCUAAACAAGUAACAAAACAAUAACUUCAGCCCCAACUUGUAACAUUUGUUACAAAUGUAAUUUCCAAAGUGUAAAUGCUCACAAUGGAAAUUUAACAAUCAGUUCUGUGGGGCUGAUUUGAGUUGGCCCCAGGACAUGCCAGCCCUCCUCUUUUCUAAACAUCUCAAUUUUGAUCAUUUUGAGAGCUAAAUGUGGCAAGGCAAGUGGAGAAUGGGAAUGAGUUGGGGUGGGGAGGGAGUUCUGAGAGGACUCAGAAGAAAAUGUUUCUAAAAAUGAGAUCACCUCCAUUCCUCUGAAAUUAUCUGCAGACAAGUGGCCUUGACAUUUCAGAAACCCCCUCCAUGGUUUCAGAAACAAUAAAAAUAUAGACAGAAAUAAGACUUAAAUGUUCUUGAUGGAUCAAAGCCUUUAUUUCUUGAAAAAAAAUGAAUCACUCAACACCAAGGACGUUAAUGUAAUGCUAAAAAAUUCCCUGUCUGAAGUAUGACAGAAGGACAAAAUGAAAAUAGCAGGGUCCAUCCUUUUGACUGCAAGUAAAGUAUGCCAAGUAUAUGGCAUGACCCUCUUCCACUCAGUAUCACAGCUGUUGAUUAAAACCCCAUCUUGGUCUCUUCCUCUAUAUAUGGCCUAAUGAAAUGAGAGAGAAGCUAGUCUCAGAGUCUCUAAGUCAAAUUAGAAGCUUCAGGGCCUAGGGACCAAACUCCACGUGGUAGGGUCCAGGUGAAUGGACUAAAGGACAAAAACAGAUUGAGAAUUUGCUCAAAAAUCCAUUCAUUUAUUGGGAGCACAAGUAGAAGGGAGAGAGACCUUGGCAAUGAGAGAGUAAGCCUACUUUAGCUGACAGAUCACAGAAUCUGCCAAUUGGAAGAGUGCAUCAAUGGCCAGCUAUCCAUUUGCUAAAGGAAAUCCCAUUGUAAAUGACAUACUCAAGAUGUGGCCCCUUGGGCAUGGUCUCUUCUUGAAGACCUCCAAGGCAACGGGACUCUCCCCACCCUAAUGUAUUGGGGCAGCCUCUUUCACUCUUGUUUUUUGUUUGUUUUUGCCAGGCAAUGAGGGUUAAGUGACUUGCCCAGGGUCACACAGCUAGUAAGUGUCAUGUGUCUGAGGCCGGAUUUGAACUCAGGUCCCCCUGAAUCCAGGGCCGGUGCUUUAUCCACUGCGCCAUCUAGCUGCCCCCUCACUCUUGAAUAAUCACCAGCUAGUUUGUCCUGACUUAAGCCCAAACUGGCCUCUUGGUACCUUCCUUUUGUUCCCCUUGGCCCUCUGAGGCAAGAGUAAUGCUUGACAGCUUCUCAAGAAAUUGACAAGUUCCUCCUACGUCUCCUCUAUACUGUCAAGAUCCCUUUGGAUCCCAAUCAUGUUACCUAUUGGGUUAGUUAACUCCCCCUUGUACCAUCUGCCAAUUUGAUGAGCCUUUAGCCAAGUCAUUGGUAAAACAGUAAAAUGGUAUAGGGCCAAGCACCGAGCUCUAAGGCACUCCACUGGAGGGAGACCUGCCACAUUGGCCUCCAACCAUCAUCAGCUUAGGGAGCUGCACUGCAAGAGUCUGAAUGGAAAUCACAAUAUGAUACUCAAACCAAAAGCUAAGUGGCAUCUCUCUGCAGCAGUGAGUCUUUAAGUUGGGCCUGCUCCAUUCCUUCUCCUGGUUGGAUUCUAGCUGCCCACUCUAGACUGGCAACUCAGCACUGAAUGAAGCUCAACCAGAAAUGCCUCUGAGACAUAUAGGGAGGCAACAUGGUGCAAUGGGAAGGGCAUUAGCUCCAAAUUUAGAUUCCAAGGGUUCCAUUCCCACCUCCAUAAAAUGAAGGAGCUGGACUCAUUGGCCACUGAAUUUGCUUCCAGCUCUGUCUGGGAUCCUAUGUGUGACCUUGGCCAAGUCCUUUCCCUUUCCUUUUCCCUGGGACUCAGUUUCCUCUUCUGUAAAAUGAGGCAGUUGGACUAGCUGGCCUUUUAGGGCCCUGCCAGUCCUAGACCUAGGAACCUAUGGUAUAAGUGAUUUUAAGGUUUGCAAAAUGCUUUACAAAUUUGAUUUCAUGGUAUCCUCACAACAACUCCAUGAGAGGUAGAUACUAUGGGUACUAUUUUUAUUCUCAUUUUGCAGAUGAGGAAACACUCAAAAGGAUUAGGUGACUUGGUCAGGAUCACACAGCUAGUAAGUAAGGAUAGAAGUAAUAAGGCCGCAUUUGCACCUAGGUCUUUCCCGAUUCCAGGUUCGGCAAUCUACCCACUAUGGUAUACUGCCUCAGUACUCAAAACUCAAACAAAAAUGGGCUUUAAGUAUUUGAGAAGAUUUGAUCUUUUUUUGGUUUUUUUGGGCAGAGUUGGAUGAGGGUCUUGACCUAUGAUUUCAUCAUAGUGGGGAACUCCAUGUGUGAAAACUCUUCCCUCAGCCAACAACUCCUUCAUAACUUCUAAGUCUUAAGAUAAUUUGUUGUUGUUGUUUUCAAUCAUAUCUGACUUGUGACCCCAUUUGGGGUUCUCUUGACAAAGAUCCUGGAGUGGUUUGCCAUUUCCUUAUCCAGCUCAUUUUACAGAUGACGAAACUGA